CAAGUGAUUUUUUACUACGGGCGAAUGUCGGUCCGGAGUGGGCAUGGUAGACGACGAAGGAUGGGUUAGUCGCGCGGUGCUCGUUUUACGUCGUAAAAUUCGGAAGGAAGGCUAACUGGUGACCAACUCCAUGGCAGGCGAGGGAUGCUGACAGCGAGUAUUUGAUCGCGCAUUCGUGCCGUUACAAGCACACAAGCUGUCAGCCGCGAUGGAGAACCCAGCGCUGAAACUGACCGAUGCCGAGCAGCGCUAUUUCGGCGAGCUGUUCUCUGCUUACGACGUCGACGGCCAAGAAAAAAUAUCUGGUUCCAAGGCAUCUGAGCUGCUACUGGCAACACAGCUACCAACGGAAACGCUGCAGCAGAUAACCGAGCUGUGUGGUGCCAAACGCCUGGGCCAUUUUGGUCGUCCCCAGUUCUACCUGGCCAUGAAACUGAUAGCAGCUGCACAGGCUGGCCUUCCUCUCAAAAUGGACAUCUUCGCUUCGGGUGUAGAAGUUCCCCUCCCAAGGUUCCAUCGGCCUACGACCACGGUGAGUUGAAAUAAUGAUGGCACAUAGUAG
This is a messenger RNA of Dermacentor silvarum, 562 nucleotides long. RefSeq names its product ralBP1-associated Eps domain-containing protein 1-like. Gene Ontology annotation, molecular function: protein binding. NCBI's taxonomy places the organism in Eukaryota, Metazoa, Arthropoda, Arachnida, Ixodida, Ixodidae. Bases 209 to 541 code for a protein of 110 amino acids. The record is from RefSeq and is a predicted model, not a curated record. The transcript is spliced from 4 exons. Gene Ontology annotation, cellular component: cytoplasm; plasma membrane. Gene Ontology annotation, biological process: endosomal transport; endocytosis.